Messenger RNA from Diabrotica virgifera virgifera (western corn rootworm), 813 nucleotides. Its product is annotated as putative nuclease HARBI1. Bases 1 to 813 code for a protein of 270 amino acids. NCBI's taxonomy places the organism in Eukaryota, Metazoa, Arthropoda, Insecta, Coleoptera, Chrysomelidae. The transcript is spliced from 2 exons. The record is from RefSeq and is a predicted model, not a curated record.
AUGUUGUUGCGGCUACCACAAUCAGAAUCAGAAUGGGAAGAAAUAGCAAAAGAAUUCGAUGAAAAGUGGAAUUUUUGUCAUUGCAUUGGAGCAGUGGAUGGUAAGCACAUUACUAUUGAAAAACCACCUGGCAGCGGAUCUCUAUUUUACAAUUAUAAAGGGUUUUAUAGUGUUAUACUAUUUGCUAUUGUCAAUCCCAAUUACGAAUUUUUGUAUGUUCAAACUGGUACUAAUGGAGCUGUUAACGAUUCUGGUGUGUUUGAAACAACAACGUUUUAUCAAAAAUUUAUGAACGGUUAUUUGAAUUUGCCGGCACCAUCUCCGCUUCCAGGCGCACAAACUCCUGUACCGUACGUUUUACUAGGGGAUAGUGCUUUUCCCAUAAACAAGCAUUUUAUGAAACCCUUUCCGUCGAAAGAUAUUAACAAGGAGCAACGAAUAUUUAACUAUCGCCUAAGUCGGGCCCGCAGGAUAGUAGAGAAUGCCUUUGGAAUAAUCAGACCUAUCAAUCUAGAUCUUGAAAAUGUAGAUGCUAUUAUUUUGGCGUGUUGUGCCUUACACAAUUAUCUAAGAAAACGAGCGCCACGUUACAUAACCACAAAAUUGAUUGAUCGAGAAAAUACUUCCAAAGGUUCGUUUACAAGAGGACACUGGCGUAAUUGUACAGAUGGGUUGCAUUCAUUAAAUAACACAGGUAAAGGUCAGCGUAAUGAAGAAGGAAAACAAGUCCGUGACACAUUUAUGAAAUACUUCAACUCUAACGAGGGUAAACUCAGUUUUCAAGAUAAAAUGGUUAAUAUUAUACCUACCUAA